Nomascus leucogenys (northern white-cheeked gibbon) is the source of this 1234-nucleotide messenger RNA. RefSeq names its product aminoacyl tRNA synthetase complex interacting multifunctional protein 2 (gene AIMP2). NCBI's taxonomy places the organism in Eukaryota, Metazoa, Chordata, Mammalia, Primates, Hylobatidae. Gene Ontology annotation, cellular component: aminoacyl-tRNA synthetase multienzyme complex. The record is from RefSeq and is a predicted model, not a curated record.
ACCGGACUGCGUUUUCCCUAACGCCCGCAGCAGGGUCAGAAGGGAGGUGGCCGCUCUCUGUCGUGGCCUCUGACGGCUUCUGAGCGUUGGCGUCUGGCACGCGCUACCCCCUCUUGCUUUGGUUCCACCAUGCCGAUGUACCAGGUAAAGCCCUAUCAUGGGGGCGGCGCGCCUCUCCGUGUGGAGCUUCCCACCUGCAUGUACCGGCUCCCCAACGUGCACGGCAGGAGCUGCGGCCCAGCGCCCGGCGCUGGCCACGUGCAGGAAGAGUCUAACCCAUCUCUGCAAGCUCUUGAGUCCCGCCAAGAUGAUAUUUUAAAACGUCUGUAUGAGUUGAAAGCUGCAGUUGAUGGCCUCUCCAAGAUGAUUCAAACACCAGAUGCAGACUUGGAUGUAACCAACAUAAUCCAAGCGGAUGACCCCACGACUUUAACCACCAAUGCGCUGGACUUGAAUUCAGUGCUUGGGAAGGAUUACGGGGCGCUGAAAGACAUCGUGAUCAACGCGAACCCGGCCUCCCCUCCCCUCUCCCUGCUCGUGCUGCACAGGCUGCUCUGUGAGCACUUCAGGGUCCUGUCCACGGUGCACAUGCACUCCUCGGUCAAGAGCGUGCCUGAAAACCUUCUCAAGUGCUUUGGAGAACAGAAUAAAAAACAGCCCCGCCAAGACUAUCAGCUGGGAUUCACUUUAAUUUGGAAGAAUGUGCCGAAGACGCAGAUGAAAUUCAGUGUCCAGACGAUGUGCCCCAUCGAAGGAGAAGGGAACAUUGCACGUUUCUUGUUCUCUCUCUUUGGCCAGAAGCAUAAUGCUGUCAACGCAACCCUCAUAGAUAGCUGGGUAGAUAUUGCAAUUUUACAGUUAAAAGAGGGAAGCAGUAAAGAAAAAGCCGCUGUUUUCCGCUCCAUGAACUCUGCUCUUGGGAAGAGCCCUUGGCUCGCUGGGAAUGAACUCACCGUAGCAGACGUGGUGCUGUGGUCUAUACUCCAGCAGACCGGAGGCUGCAGUGUGACAGUGCCAGCCAAUGUGCAGAGGUGGAUGAGGUCUUGUGAAAACCUGGCUCCUUUUAACACGGCCCUCAAGCUCCUUAAGUGAAUUUCCGUAACUGAUUUUAAAGGGUUUAGAUUUUAAGAAUGGUGCUCUUUCAUGCCUAUUAUCAGUAAGGGGACUUGUAUUAGAGUCAGAGUCUUUUUAUUUAGGCCAGUUGUCAAGUGUCAAUAAAAGCAUCAUGUAAUUU